Messenger RNA from Penicillium samsonianum, 2883 nucleotides. RefSeq names its product putative DUF221 domain protein. The transcript has 2 exons. The coding region runs from base 1 to 2883 and encodes 960 amino acids. NCBI's taxonomy places the organism in Eukaryota, Fungi, Ascomycota, Eurotiomycetes, Eurotiales, Aspergillaceae. The record is from RefSeq and is a predicted model, not a curated record. Gene Ontology annotation, cellular component: plasma membrane. Gene Ontology annotation, molecular function: calcium-activated cation channel activity.
AUGGAUCUACAUCACUUGAGCUUACAUGCUCGCACGGAUGGGACGGAUACUUUCCUCGAGCUUAUUGCGAAUCCAUUUCGCUCUGCAUUUACAGUUACUGCUAUUUGGGCCUCGUUAGGCACCUCGAUCGGCGUCACAGUCCUCCUCGCUCUCCUCUUCUCCCUUGUUCGACCCCGUCACUCGCUUGUCUAUGCGCCCAAAGUCAAGCAUGCAGACCUCAAACACACUCCGCCCCCGGUGGGCAAGGGCUUCUUCGCCUGGGUCAAACCGGUGAUCAAUACACGGGAAUCGCAGUUGAUCGAGACAGUUGGCCUGGACGCCGCAAUCUUUCUCCGCUUUACAAAAAUGUGCCGCAACAUCUUCAUCUUUCUCAGCAUAAUCGGCUGCCUUAUCAUGAUACCGGUCAAUGUCACACAGAGCAAGGGUUCUACUGACUCAACGGCGUCUUCCGCCUUCAACAUGAUGACACCCCUCAACAUUACCAACCCCACGGCUAUUUGGAGUCAGGUGGUAUGCGCCUGGGCUUUUGAUCUCAUUGUUGUUUUCUUUUUGUGGAGGAACUAUCGCGCUGUACGGAACCUGCGGAGGCAAUAUUUCCAAAGCUCUGAAUACCAGCGCAGUCUGCAUGCCCGAACCUUGAUGAUCACGGACAUUCCUCCCAAUGACCGUAACGACGAAGGCAUUCUGCGACUGACUGACCAGGUUAAUCCCACCGCGGCCCUCCCGCGAGCUGCUAUUGGCCGUAAUGUCAGGGAUUUGCCGCGGAUCAUUAAAGAACACGAGGAGGUUGUCCGAGAACUGGAGUCCGUUUUGGCCAAGUACCUUAAGAACCCGGACCGGUUGCCUGCGAAAAGACCUAUGCUACGCCCCCCUCGUCGACAACGCAACCAACUCCCCGGCGGGAAAGUGGACGCGAUCGAUUAUCUAUCUGUCCGAAUUCGCGUCUUGGAAGAGGAAAUCAAGCAUGGACGGGCGUCGAUUGAUCGCCGAAACGCGAUGCCAUACGGCUUUGCCAGCUGGGACAAUAUCGAGCAUGCUCAUGCUGUGGCAUGGAACUCUCGCCGCAAGCGCCCUGAAGGCACCACUAUUGCUCUUGCGCCGCGGCCCAGCGAUAUCAUCUGGGAAAACCUACCACUUACAAAAUCAGCACGCAAGUGGAAGCGACUGGUCAAUUUUGUCUGGGUGACAUGUUUGACACUCGUAUGGAUUGUUCCUAACGGUCUGAUUGCCAUUUUCUUGUCCAACCUGUCAAAUCUGGGGUUGGUAUGGCCGGCGUUCCAGACCUCGCUGUCAGGGAACCCAAACGUUUGGGCUGCUGUCCAGGGUAUUGCGUCGCCUGCACUGACUUCGCUCGUGUAUCUGGCGCUUCCAAUCAUCUUCCGUCGACUUUCUAUUCAAGGUGGCAGCAAGACUAAAACAUCCCGAGAGCGCCACGUGCUGGGGCAUCUGUAUGCGUUCUUCGUUUUCAACAACCUGAUCGUCUUCUCACUCUUCUCGGCUGCUUGGUACUUCGUGUCGUUCGUGGUUGACAAAACCAAGAACCACGAAGACGCUUGGCACGCCAUCUUGGAAAGCCGGAUGUAUGCGAAGUUGGUAAGCGCUCUAUGCACGGUGUCACCGUUUUGGGUGACGUAUCUUUUGCAGCGUAAUCUCGGCGCUGCCAUUGAUCUUGUGCAGCUGGUUACCAUGGCUUGGGUCUGGUUUGCCAAGACGUUCCUCUCACCCACACCCCGACAGGCAAUCGAGUGGACCGCACCGCCACCAUUCGACUACGCCAGUUACUACAACUAUUUCCUCUUCUAUGCCACUGUGGCCUUCUGUUUCGCUACAUUGCAACCCAUUGUACUGCCGGUGACGGCAUUGUACUUUGGUGUGGAUGCCAUGUUGAAGAAGUAUCUAUUGAUGUACGUGUUCGUGACUAAGAAUGAGUCCGGUGGUGCGUUUUGGCGAGUAUUAUUCAAUCGCAUGAUCUUCGCUACUAUUCUUGCCAACGUGAUUAUCGCUCUCGUUGCCAAGUCGAGCGGCACGUGGAACAUGGUGUUCUGCGUGGUCCCCCUGCCUUUCUUGAUGAUUGGCUUCAAGAUCUAUUGCAUGAAGACGUUUGACUCCGAUUGUGAGUUCUACAAUCGUGCAAACCUAAGCGAUGCCGAGGCCUUAGGCGUGCACACCUCCGACAAGAAGGCGUCAGACCGUCUGAACGCCAAGUUCGGACACCCUGCCCUGUACAAACCACUUCUGACACCUAUGGUGCACGCCAAGGCCGCCGCGGCACUAAAGGAAAUUUACCAGGGUCGUCUGGACCAGGGAGACACGGGCGGCGAGUACUCAGACAUCGCAAUGAACCCGAUGCUCGCGUCCCAGCCCGGCAAGUCUGCCGAACCUGCGCCAUUCGAGGUCGUCCCGGAGAACCAUCUAGACUUCUCGUACUACAAGGAUCGCGCAGACUUCCGAGACGAGUUCGGAGGUGGAAUCUACGGCCGGCCCGAGGACCUGAUGACAGAGCGCUCGCACACACCCCGCAGUACUCUGCGAGGCGAGUGGUCUCCCGGCUCAUCUCGUGCCUCAUCACCGGCACCCUCUCUGCCACCAAUGCCCCCGCUAAAUAUGCACAAUCACAAUGGCUACGAGAAUCCCGACCCGACAGGACUGGUCCACCCGGCCUUCCGUGUGCCGCUAUCGCGGGGCGACAGUGGCAACUCGGUACCAGGAGCGUACUCAAACACAGACGAUGAUGAUUCAAGGCUACUCAGCCAUGCGCAGGUUCCCGCGCAGACGGAUAUCACGAAUCCGCUCGGUCGCUGGCGGACCGGUGGUUAUGGACCUGUCGGCCAGGACGAGGAGCCCUCGUACACAUCCUACGACGCUUACCGUCCACAGCGGUAA